CAGACGUAUUGUACUAUUCACGUUCUCAGUUCUCUGCUGACCGUAAGAAAGCGUACAUCGAGUUUGCGUGUUAUCGGUGUUUUUCAGAUAAGUAUAUAAGCUAGUAAAAAGUUAGCAAUGCUGUGCUCUUGUGGUGUGGCAAUAAUCGCCAUUCUCUACUUCCUAUUUGAUGUGAACUACUUUGUGAGAAUUAUCGCCACUGUCAUGUGGGGCAGACUCUUCGAGAAAAAGAAAAAACUCUUUGACACGACAACGAUUUAUGGUAUCUGCACUACUCAGGAUGUUGACCUUGUUUUCAAACACAUGAAUAAUGCGAGGUACUUGCGCGAGUUGGAUUUUGCGCGUUUUCAUUUUUAUGAUAGAUUAGGAAUAUAUUCAGCGAUCGUGAAAAGAGGAGGUAAUGCCGUUCAAGGUGCAGCCACUAUAAGAUAUCGCCGCGCAGUUCCUAUGUUUAUGCCGUACAAGAUCACGACAAAGCUUAUUUACUGGGAAGAUAAACACUUUUAUAUAGAGCAACAGUUUGUUAGUCUCACGGAUAAUUUUGUUCAUGCCGUUGUAUUAAGUAGACAAACUGUAACAGGAUUGAAAGUACCGAUAACGGAUAUAAUUGCCGAAAUUGAGCCAAAAACACGUAGACCAGAACCCACCAAAGAACUUCAGCUAUGGCUGGAAUCAAUGGAAGAAUCAUCUAAAAAGCUUAGAAAAAAGGAAUGAUAAAAGAUAUAUAUCAUUUUUAUUUAAUAGCAUAAUUUUUAAAUUAUGUUAUUUAUGUUUUUUUUUUCAUUGUUAGAACGGUUUGUAUUUCGGUUUGUUUCUGGUUACAUUAUUAAAAGAUGUCUCUCAAGAUGUAUCUAAUAUUUUAUCAUCGUUAAUAGAUUAUCUUUUU
Molecule: messenger RNA, 886 nt
Organism: Cataglyphis hispanica
Lineage: Eukaryota; Metazoa; Arthropoda; Insecta; Hymenoptera; Formicidae
Product: protein THEM6
Exons: 3
Coding region: 118-714 (198 amino acids)
Source: RefSeq, a predicted model, not a curated record